Molecule: messenger RNA, 1977 nt
Organism: Doryrhamphus excisus (bluestripe pipefish)
Lineage: Eukaryota; Metazoa; Chordata; Actinopteri; Syngnathiformes; Syngnathidae
Product: phospholipid scramblase 1
Biological process (GO): plasma membrane phospholipid scrambling
Cellular component (GO): plasma membrane
Molecular function (GO): phospholipid scramblase activity
Source: RefSeq, a predicted model, not a curated record
GUGAGCCAAUGGCAGCGUAGCUUUAUUCCAAGGCUUUAUUUCCGGAGUGGGCCGUUAUUCACACGAGCGGAGGCUCAAAAAUCGGUGGGACAUGAACAUGUACACAGUUCCAAGCCCGGGAAUACCCGGAUGCCCGCCUGGGCUGGAAUACCUCACUCAGGUGGAUCAGCUGCUCAUCAAACAGAAAGUUGAACUAGUUGAAGCUUUGGUGGGCUUCGAGAGCAACAACAAGUACGAGGUGCGUAACGCCAUGGGCCAGAACGUGUUCUACGCCGUGGAGGAGAACGACUGCCUGAGCCGCCAGUGCUGCGGCCCCAUGCGUCCCUUCGCCAUCCACGUCCUUGACAAUUUUGGACAGGAGGUCAUCACCGUCACCCGCCCCCUCAAAUGCAUGUCCUGCUUCUUCCCUUGCUGUCUCCAAGAGCUGGAAGUGCAGGCCCCCCCGGGCAACACGGUGGGCUACGUGGUACAGCAGUGGCACCCCUUCUCCCCGAAAUUCAUCGUGGCCAAUGAACACUCGGAGCCUGUCCUCAAGAUCCACGGUCCUUUCUGCGGAUGGAGCUGCCUUCCAGAUGUGGACUUUGAGAUUCUGACCAUGGAUGAAGCCAGCAAGAUCGGCAAGAUCAGCAAACAGUGGACGGGUCUCCUUCGGGAAGCCUUCACUGAUUCAGACAACUUUGGCAUCCAGUUCCCCAUGGACCUGGACGUGAGGAUGAAGGCCGUCAUGAUCGGGGCGUGUUUUCUCAUCGAUUUUAUGUUUUUUGAGACGACUAACUAAAGAGUAGGAGAACUCGCUAUCCUGCAACACUGCCGGAAGAAGGAUCAGGGCCAAAAAGCUGCUUCACAACGCCAUGCGACCUUCAUGAAAUCACGUUCAAAUCACCAUCAAAGCUGGAUGGAUGUGGCGGUAGAAUCCUCCUUUUUCACAACUGCAUUCGCAUCCAGUUUGUUGCUGAUCUUAGUUUGAGUCGAUGCAGGAGAUGUUUUGUUAUUGUCUGUGUUCAUGUUUGCUGAGCCAACACAAGCAUCGAUUAUUACUGAAAUACAUUUAAAAAAAAGAUGUUAAGCAUUUGUGUGAUUAAGGCAUAGGCAAUUGAACAAGUGGCUAUAGAGCUAAUACGGCAAAAGGACAUUUGUUUGUGUUUUAUUUGUCUGCACUGCUUCCUGUAUGUGUGCUGCAAGUGAACCAGUGUCAAUUUGAACAGACAUUCAUUGCUUAGUUAAGGAUUUAAAGUGUACGUUUCGGUGUGCUCCACUAGAGGGCGCCAGCUUUUCAUCCAUGAAAAUGAACAAGCCUCCAGUCUGCUUUCUGCCAUGUUUUUAUGAAGAUAGUAGUGUAUGUACAUGUACAGUAUUUUUGGACAAACUCAGGUUGAAAUGCAUGCUACUUGAAUUUAAUGUCAGCCUCUGCUUACUCACAUGUAACUGACUAUGGAUUGUACACACAUUUGACGUCUUUUAUUCGAAAUAUUUCUAUUUUCUAUGUUGAUAAACUCUAUUGGUAUGGUAGCAAAAACUGACUGAAGCAGAUGUUCUCUUCACAUAUGCACUUCUUCCUGUUUUUAUGAUUUAUUUGAUUUUCUUUUAAAUAAUGAGUUGAGUGAAAUAAUAUUUGUUCCUUAUGCAAAACGUUUGUAUGUUUCAGAGAAGAUAUUUAUGUCAAGCGUAUUUUAUCGAUAUUGUGGAUCCAAUUGUUGGUAGAAUAUCAGCUAGAAAUCAGUUUGGCAGGAAUUGUCUCUGUUAAGCUUUGGCCGAUCAUCCCAGGAUGUUUCAUGCGCUGGAAUGUGUUCCUAAAACAGAAGACGCUGCCGCUACGCCAGCUUUCAGCUCCGUGUCACCUGUGAGUAAACCACUCCAAAACUAUCAGGCUUGAAUGUCCAAACUGCAAUCCCCUGUGUACUUUUGCACAACUUGUGAGUACUAACAAUUUCAUGAGAGCAAAUAAACGGACUUAGCUCAUGGAAACAUGAGUAAAAA